Rotaria sp. Silwood1 is the source of this 4803-nucleotide messenger RNA. Lineage: Eukaryota; Metazoa; Rotifera; Eurotatoria; Philodinida; Philodinidae. The record is from the annotation of a GenBank genome assembly.
AUGCUGCAUGAUUCCACAGAUGAGGAUGAAGAGGUCGGUCAAAAUGAAGGCGGAGCUAUUGGUCAACAACCGCUGUCUACAAAUCGCUCAGGACCUUCAUCAACUCGAACAACAGUAUUAAAUCCAAAUUCUCCUUAUUCUAAUGUUAAUUCACCAUUAUUAACACCAAAAUUAUCUCAUGUCGAUCUAUUAUCAUCAUCCUCUAAACCUUCAUCAAUUCAUCAUCCAUCUGCACCGAGUAAUCUAUAUGCAUCACCGGCAACAUCACAUCGUACAUUAACAAGUAUACCAAUAAAUUCAACAAAUGAUUCCCCAUUAUUAUCAACACGUUCAUCAAUAAAUGUAAAUUCCUACCAUGAAACAAACCAACCAUCGACAACUAUUAAAAAUGAUUCGAAUAGUUUAAGAAGUGCUGAUUCAUCAACAUCAUCUGAAGAAUAUGUACAUCCAUUACCAACACAACCACAAUCAAAUUCAAUAUCAAUAAAAUUUCAUCCACCACAAGGACAUACAUCAAUAUCAAAUGCUGGUUAUUUAAUAACACCUUUAACAAAUACAACUAGUUCAUCAACAGGUACAACAAUAUCGAGUGCAACUGGCAUACCAAUUGAUCGUGUACCAUCACCAUCACCAUCAUUAUUAAGUGAUCGUGAACGUGAAGAAAAUGAACGCGUAGAACGUGAAUUAGAAAUAAAACGUAAACGUCUUCAAAUAUAUGUUUUCAUUUGUCGUUGUGUUGCAUGUCCAUUUAAUUCAAAGCAAUCGUCAGAUAUGGCAAGAAAACAUUUAAAAAUAAAUCUUGUUCAAUAUGGUGUUAUUAAAGAAAGAUUUUUAGCAUUUCUUAGUGGUAAAACUCAUAUUGAAGCAGAUGAAGCUUUCAUAAAUGCUGUUCGUUCAUAUUAUGAAGUAUUUCUUAAAAGUGAACGUAUUGGUAAAAUGGUUCAAUCCGGUGGUUGUUGUUCGGAUGAUUUUCGUGAUGUAUUUCGUAUAAAUAUUGAAAAACGUGUGCGAAGUUUACCUGAUAUUGAUUCACUUAAAAUAAGCAAAGAUACGGUGCUUAGUUUAUGGAUGUCAAAAUUUGAUGCUAUUUAUCGUGGUCAAGAUCAAGAUCAAGAUAAUUCUGGUCGACGUUUAUCAAAAUCAAAUUAUUUAUCAACAUCAGCUGAAUUAAUUAUGAGUAAAGAACAAUUAUAUGAUAUGUUUCAAAAUAUUUUAUCAAUUAAAAAAUUUGAACAUCAAAUGAUUUUUAAUAGUGCUCAACUUGAUAAUAAUGAUGAACAAGCUGCGACAAUUCGUCGUGAACUUGAUGGUCGAAUGAAACAAGCUGAAUCAUUACAAAGACAACGUGGUUUAAUGCCGAAAUUUGUACAUAAAGAAAUGGAUACAUUAUAUGUUGAUGAAUUAAAAAAGACAAUAAAUGAUCUUAUGAGUAAUCUUGAAAGUUUACCAGUACGUGGUGGUUCAGAACAAAAACCAUUGAGAUCAAAACGUGCUACUGGUCAUAGUCGUCAUACAAAUACGGGUAGUGGUUCAUCAUCUGGUGCUAAUUCAUCAAAUAGAUCAACACAUAAUGAUGGAAGUAAUCAUUUAGAAGAUAAUGAACCAGGUUUAUCGAAAUUAGCAUUUGUAUUAAAUUUUAAUGUUAAUAUAACUGUAAAAGAAGUUCGUGGAUUAAAAUCAAUUCCAACAAAUCGUAUUGUUUAUUGUACAAUGGAAGUUGAAGGUGGUGAAAAAUAUCGUACUGAACAUGCUGAAGCUGGAAAACCUGUUUGGGAAUCGUUAGCUGAAUUUCCAACAAAUCAAAUUUUACCUAUAAUUAAAGUUAAACUUUAUAUGGAAAAUCCAGGUAUACUUAGUUUAGAUGAUAAUAAACUUGGUAAAGUAAUAUUACAAAUUGAUCCUACAUUUAAUAAAACGAAUUGGUGGACAGAUAUGAUAAAAAAUAAAAGUACAUCAACUGAUGAAUUAAAAGUUAAAUUAGAUGUACGAAUGGAAAAACCACAAAAUCUUAAAAUGUGUGGUUGGUGCUAUGCUCGAGGUAAAAAUGUUUGGAAAACAUGGAAACGACGAUACUAUGCAUUAGUUCAGGUUUCUCAAUAUUGUUUUGCUAUAUGUAGUUAUCGUGAAAAGAAAUCUGAACCCACUGAAAUGAUGCCACUUGAAGGUUAUACUGUUGAUUAUGCUGAACCCGAUAGUGGUUUAGUUAUGAAUGAUGCAAAGUAUUUUUUUAAAGCUGUACGUGAAGGUGAUGUUGUUACAUGUGCAACAAACGAAGAAAAUGAACGACAUAGUUGGGUACAAGCAUUAUAUCGUGCUACAGGUCAGUCACAUAAACCAACGCCACCAACAACUGCAACAAAUAAAUCAUCACAAGGUGCUUCUGGGCCAGGACAAAAAGACCAAAUUGAUACAGAUCGAUCGAAAAAACUUGGUUUUGAUGAAUAUAUUCAAGGUGAUCCAUGUAAAUUUGAUCAUCAUGAUCUUUUUAGAACAUUACAAACAGCAACACUUGAUUAUCGCUUAAGUGAUCCAUAUUGUUCCUUGGGUUGGCUAAGUCCAGGACAAAGUUACGUACUUGAAGAAUAUUGUUCUCGAUAUGGUGUACGUGGUUGUUUAAGACAUUUAUAUUAUUUAAAUGAUUUACUCGAUCGAGCUGAACAAGGAUUUAUGAUUGAUCCACAAUUAAUUCAUUAUAGUUAUGUAUUUUGUGCUUCACAUGUCUCAGGAAAUAGACCUGAUAAUAAUGUAUCGACAAUUACAAUGGAAGAAAAAGAUCGUUUUAAUGAAAUAAAAGAACGAUUAAAAUUAUUUCUUGAACAUCAAGUUACUAAUUUUAGAUUUUCAUUUCCAUUUGGUCGACCCGAAGGUGCAUUAAAAGCAACAUUAAGUUUAUUAGAACGUGUUUCAGCUAAAGAUCUAGCUACACCAAUAUCUCGUGAUGAUAUACGACAUUUUAUUGGCAAAUGUCUUGAAAAUGCAGCUUAUAUUAAUUAUACACGUGUAUCUGAUCAAGCUAAAAUUGAAGGCGAACGAGAGACACAGCAGCAAACAGAUAACGAAACAGUUUACAAUAGUGAUGAUUCACCGAGAAAAAAAGUUGAUGAUUUAAUUCAUCUAGCUGAAUUAUGUAUUGAAUUAUUACAACAAGAUGCAGAACAUUAUCGAGAAGCAUUUCAACAAUAUAAUGAUUUAAUAAUUGAACAUGAAGAAAUUUUUUGGUCAUUAUUUGCUGUUGAUAUGGAACAUGUUAUUGAUCAGCAACCAAUUGAAAGUUGGGAUUCAUUUCCAUUAUUUCAAUUAUUAAAUGAUUAUCUUCGAAUGCAUGAGUCAUUAUCAAAUGGUCGAUUUCAUCAACAGUUACGUGAUACAUUUGCACCAUUAGUUGUUCGUUAUGUUGAUUUAAUGGAAUCAUGUAUAGCACAAUCAAUACAUAAAGGUUUUGAAAAAGAAAAUUGGAAACCAAAAACACGAGGAUGUGCAACAAGUGAAGAUAUUUUAUGGAAACUUGAUGCCUUACAAUGUUUUAUUCGUGAUUUACAUUGGCCGGAUGAGAUCUUUGGGGAACAUCUUGAAAAACGUCUUAAACAAAUGGCCUCAGAUAUGAUUGAAGCUUGUACAAAAAGAGUAUGGCGUCAUUUUGAAACAUGGAUUAAAAAAGGUGGUUUAAUUGGUGGUACUAGUUCCGAUUAUCUUUUACCAUCUGAAUGUUGUGUUAUGAUUAAUGUUAUACUUGAUUGUAAAGUUCAAGCUUUAAAACUAUGUGCAUUGCAUAGUGGUGAUCUUCAUCAAUAUCAUACACGUAUUGAUGAAUAUUUAGAAAAAAUUUUAAGUGAUAUGUCAAAAGCAUUAAUACAAAAAUUACUUAGUGUUCUUGAUUCUAUAUUAAAAAAAUUAUCACGUUAUGAUGAAGGAUCAUUUUUUGCUCAAAUACUUUCAUUGACAAAACCAAUUAAUGAAGAUGGUCAAGCAUAUGUAUCAUGUGUAAAUGCUAAUUUAGAACAGUUACGUCAAAAAAUUAGUGAUGAAAUAUUUACAUUAACUAUAUUUGAAGAAUGGUAUCGACAACAAACACAAUUUAUUUUUAUGUGGCUUGGAGAACGAACAGAAAUUAGUCUUCAUCCAUAUCAAUUAGCUUGUUUAAUGUUAAUAGUUAAAAAAACUCAUGGAAGUUUUGAAUUACAAGGUGUUCAAGAAAAAGAUCUUAAUUCACAGUUGUAUAAUAAUAGUAUAAUGGAUUUAGUAGAUGUUAUUGAAUUUCGUACAACAUGGAAUAAUGAAAUAUUUCUUAAAAAUAAAUCAGCUUUUUUAGCAGCAAAACGAUUAAUUAAAAAAAGUAUUAUUAUUGUUCAAACACGAUUAUGUCGUCAAUUAAAAUAUACGGAAAAUAAUUUAACAAUUGAAUUACAAGCUAUAGAACAUGAAAAACAAAUAUUGAAUAACUAUCGUCAUUCAAAUUCAUUAGCUGAACAUUUACAACAAAGAUUAAAAAUAUUAAAAAAUGAAAUUGAUAAUUAUAAUCUUCAAAUAAAAAAUAUAGUUAAAAAAGAAAAAGAAUAUUGGAAACAUUUAGAACAAACAAUUGCAAAACGAACACAUAUACAUAAAACAACAACGAAUAAUUUCAAACCUUUGGAAAAUUCAUCAAAUGCUCGCCCAAUUGUUGUUGUCAAUGCUACAUUUGUUAUGCAUGUUGAUAAAAAUAAUGAAAAUUUACCUCCAUUAGAACCUAAACCUUGCGAAAUAGAUAAUACGGCUCCUAUAAAAAUACCUAAAAUUCGUAAAAAGAAAAAAUGUGCAUCGUAG